AUGCAGCUCGCACCCAAGGAGGUCGACAAGCUCCUGAUCUCCCAGCUUGGCUUGCUGGCACAGCGCCGUCUAGCCCGGGGCGUCAAGCUGAACCAUGCAGAAGCUACCGCCCUCAUAGCGAACAACCUUCAGGAACUCGUCCGCGAUGGCAGACACACGGUCGCCGACCUCAUGGCCAUUGGCAAGACCAUGCUGGGUCGCCGCCACGUCCUCCCAUCCGUCGUAAACUCUCUCUCCGAGCUCCAGAUCGAGGGCACCUUCCCCACCGGCACAUACCUCGUCACCGUCCACCACCCCAUCAGUACAGAAGAUGGCGAUCUCGAGAAGGCCCUGUACGGCAGUUUCCUGCCCGUCCCCAGCCUGGACGCGUUCCCGUCGUGGGACCCGAGCGUGUACGAAUCGAAGAAGCAGCCCGGCGCCGUCGUACCAGUCAAGGGCAGAAUCGUCCUGAACGAGGGGAGGAAGAGGAUCAGAUUGAAGGUCACGAGCAAGGGUGACAGACCCAUCCAGGUCGGCUCGCACUACCACUUCGUCGAGACGAACCCGUUCCUGGAGUUCGACCGCGUCAGAGCUCACGGCUUCCGUCUCGAUAUCCCCGCCGGUACAUCUGUGAGGUUUGAGCCCGGCGACACCAAAACCGUCACGCUUGUCCAGAUCGAUGGCCACCAGGUCAUCAAGGGUGGGAACAACUUGGCGUCUGGCCAUAUCAAGGAUUUCUCGAUAGCAGAAGGCUUGGUGGAGCGGCUGCAGGCUGGUGGCUUCCUGCAUGUGCCGGAGCCUGUGGGAGAUGCGGCCCACAUUGACAUGGCUUCGAUGGACCGGGCCGCCUACGCGACCAUGUUUGGGCCCACGACCGGGGACCUCGUCCGCCUGGGUGCUACCGACCUUUGGAUUCAAGUCGAGAAAGACAUGACCCAGUACGGUGAUGAGUGCUCCUUUGGCGGUGGUAAAUCGCUGCGCGAGGGAAUGGGUCAAGCAGGAGGUCGUGGGGAUAGCGAAUCUUUGGACACCGUCAUCACCAAUGCUUUGAUCGUGGACUGGUCUGGUAUCUACAAGGCUGAUAUUGGUAUCAAAAACGGCCACAUUGUAGGCACUGGCAAGGCCGGCAACCCGGACGUCAUGAAGGGGGUUCACCCCAACCUCGUCAUUGGCUCUUGCACGGACGUUAUCGCUGGCGAAGGCAAGAUCAUCACUGCUGGAGGUUUUGAUACGCACAUCCAUUUCAUCUGCCCGCAACAAGCAUACGAAGCUGUUGCUUCUGGUAUCACAAGUAUGCUGGGUGGAGGAACUGGCCCGAGCACGGGGACGAACGCCACAACUUGUACGCCGGGCAAGACCCAUAUUCGCCAGAUGCUCCAAGCUUGCGACGGCUUACCGGUAAAUUACGGUAUCACUGGUAAGGGUAACGACUCAGAAUUGCUACCACUGCGGGAGCAGUGUGAAGCUGGUGUGGUCGGUUUGAAGCUUCACGAAGAUUGGGGAAGCACGCCGGCAGCGAUUGAUGCUUGCUUGACUGUUUGCGAUGAAUACGAUGUUCAGACACUAAUCCACACGGACACAUUGAACGAAUCUGGUUUCGUUGAACAAACGGUCAAGGCCUUCAAGGGCCGUGCCAUCCACACCUAUCACACUGAAGGUGCUGGUGGUGGCCAUGCCCCGGAUAUCAUCUCGGUGGUCGAGCUCAACAAUGUCUUGCCCAGCAGUACUAACCCGACUCGGCCCUACACGCGCAACACGCUGGAUGAGCAUCUGGACAUGUUGAUGGUCUGCCAUCAUCUUUCGCACAACAUCCCCGAGGACGUCGCUUUCGCCGAGUCGCGCAUCCGCGCCGAGACGAUUGCAGCAGAGGACGUCCUGCACGACCUCGGCGCCAUCAGCAUGAUGUCGUCGGACUCGCAAGCCAUGGGCCGCUGCGGCGAGGUGAUUACACGCACCUGGCACACGGCGCACAAGAACAAGGUGCAGCGCGGGCAGCUCGCCGAAGACCAAGGCACGCGCGCGGACAACUUCCGGGUCAAGCGGUACGUGUCCAAGUACACGAUCAACCCGGCCAUCGCGCAAGGCAUGGGCCACCUCAUCGGCAGCGUCGAGCCGGGAAAGCUGGCGGAUCUGGUCGUGUGGGAGCCCGCCAACUUUGGCGCCAAGCCGAAGCUCGUCAUCAAGAGCGGCAUGAUCUCGUACGCGCAGAUGGGCGACCCCAACGCGUCGAUCCCCACCGUCGAGCCCGUCGUCAUGAGGCCCAUGUUUGCGCCCCUCGUGCCCAGCACGAGCGUCACGUUCGUCAGUCAGGCGGCCAUCGAUAGCGGUGUCGUGAAGGGAUACGGAUUGAAGAAGCGCGUCGAGCCGGUCAAGGGGUGCCGGACGGUGGGCAAGAAGGACAUGAAGUUCAACGAUGCGAUGCCGAAGAUGAAGGUCGACCCGGAGAGGUAUACGGUUGAGGCGGAUGGGGAGUUGUGCACGGCGGAGCCGGCGGAGGUGUUGCCGUUGGCGCAGGCGUAUUUCGUGUACUGA
Diplodia corticola is the source of this 2511-nucleotide messenger RNA. Its product is annotated as urease. Gene Ontology annotation, molecular function: urease activity; nickel cation binding. Gene Ontology annotation, cellular component: urease complex. Lineage: Eukaryota; Fungi; Ascomycota; Dothideomycetes; Botryosphaeriales; Botryosphaeriaceae. The transcript is spliced from 6 exons. Gene Ontology annotation, biological process: urea catabolic process. The record is from RefSeq and is a predicted model, not a curated record. The coding region runs from base 1 to 2511 and encodes 836 amino acids.